This is a messenger RNA of Humulus lupulus (European hop), 2074 nucleotides long. RefSeq lists its product as uncharacterized. The coding region runs from base 107 to 1861 and encodes 584 amino acids. NCBI's taxonomy places the organism in Eukaryota, Viridiplantae, Streptophyta, Magnoliopsida, Rosales, Cannabaceae. The record is from RefSeq and is a predicted model, not a curated record. The transcript has 8 exons.
CCUAUCUUUCUCGGUCUUCAACUGCUGUCUCUGCAAAUGCAACCAGAAGAUCCAAUUCCUCGGACCCCAAAACACAGAUAGGAUUAGGGUUAGGGUUAGGGUUACGAUGAAGAGAAAUUAUUCCAAACCUAACACGAAGGCUCCGUCGUGGAUUCCAACUCUAUCUCAGCCAGACAUGAACUGCGGCGGGAAAAGAGUGAAAUUUACAGAUACUGAUUCUCCUCUAAAUGUCCAGGCUCCAAGAUCUGAUGACGUGAAAACCUCUGAAUUUGCCUUCUUUAAGAAAUUUAAGGAAGAUGCAAGUAAAACAUUUGUUUCUUCUUUAGCACAAAAUGCGCCGAACCAAACCGAAAAUUUCAAUUCAGUGAACGAUUCUAGAGAAAACAUCAACGUUCCCAAUAAUAGUUGCAAGGAAAAAGUCAAUUCCUUAUUGCUCAUUGAAAAUGCUACACCAGUUCAGUUCGCCUCAUUUCACUCACCCUUUGGUAGUGCUGGGACACGACAAAACUCAGAUGUACGUAAGAAGAAAGCUUGUUCAUCCUUGGAGGAUGUCUUUUGGAAACCGAAAGAUAUGGAAGAAUAUGGUCCCAACUCAAGGUCCGAGGGAACUCAGUCCAGACAUGCAGACAUUUUUAGCAGAAAAAGAGAGAAACUAAAUCGUUGGGUUACAGAUGUCUCUUUUCCUGAAAUUGAUGGGCUCUGUUCAAAGGGGUGUGAUAUUGUUCCUGUGCUUCUCAAGCGGCUGGUCCCAGAGUUCAAAGACAUCAAUAUUGUCAAUGAUAAAAAAUUGGGACAAGAAGAGAGUGAUAUCGAAUCUCAAUUACGGCCAUCCUUUGAGUCAGAUAUUUACUGCAAUAGACUUCAGUGGACCCCUAGGCACUGUCCGGAAAUUGAAUGUGAUCCAUAUCUUGAUGAUGAUAUACCAAAUCCUUUGUGGAACAGAUCAAGAGGGAGGAUUCUAUUAUUGGAUGCUCCAUUACAUCAUGAUAACGAUGCCCCUCAUUAUUACUAUAAACCAUGGGACUUUGGAUUACAUGAAGGAGAGCUGCGCAUUGAUAGUGAUUCAAGUUUUGUGUAUCCUGUCAGAAAGCACAGAUCCGUUGAACUCUUGGAAGAAUUGGACGAAUUCUAUCAGUCAAAUAGAAAUUUGGUUGGAAACCAGUCAAAUGCGCCUGCAUUGGAUUGGAAUUAUGACAAGGAGAAAUUUGGAAGAACCUUAUCUAUUAUUAGUUCCCAUGAUAUAGAGCCAAACAGCCAUCGCUCAUCAUUGGCAUGGAUUGAUGAUGAUGAUAAUGGAUCUUUCGCUUCAUCGAAUGUUCACAUUAAUGAAGAACCUGAAUAUUCGUUGCCAAUGUCUUCUUCAAGUUACCACCACAACCAUGACCUUAGAGUAGAGAUUCUUGAAGACCAAGAAGAUAUUCAUACACUACCAGAUUCAAACCACCUUCCCUUGACCCUAUCACGCAGACCAAACUAUUUUGGCCCAGAUGAAUAUUUCUAUGAUGACACUUGUUUUCCCCACCAAGACCACUGGAGUAUGAGCAAACUUUUUAGUCAAGUGCAUCAUUAUCCUCCACAGACAAAAACUCUUCAAUCAUCUGAACUUGCUCUUAGUUUAGGAUGGAAGUGUUUUCCAGAAGAGAAUCAUUCAUCUUCUUAUCUUGCCCUUGAAUAUCCUGGAGAAAGUAGAAACCAAAGAAGAGAUGCUUCUCACUAUAACGUGUUUGAUGAGUUCGAGAGUUGCCUGAAUGAUUCCAGUCGUAGAGGAACACUUGCUCAUUUCAGUGAAGACUCUGAAGAUAGCAUUCGCAUCCAUGACCGGUCGUCCUUGUGUUACCAGGUAUCAAGCCAUUACCCUUGAUAACAUAGCUAGGUAGAUCGAUAGAUAGAUACAAGUGAAACUUGUGUGUUUAUGAUAGUUAAGUCGAAUGCUUUUUGAUGAUACAAUAGAUUUUCAAUAGUUGUUACAUUUUGUCCAUGAUUCCAAAUUAGUGUAAUUUUUAGAUUAAAAUAGUGUGACUUUUGCAACUCAUGUUAUAUAUAAUGUUAUCUUUCUUUCUUUUGUAGAUUGUUA